AUGUUCAGACUGGGCGAGUUCGUCAAGGCUGCUGAGAGGUACGAUAUCACCCUUCUUCAUGCCGAGGAUGACACAGAUAUUCCCAUGGAGCAUUCCAUCAAGCUUUACAGGGAAGCUGUCCAAGCUGCAGAGGGUGUCAAGGACUCGGCCGAGAAUGAUGGUGAGCUCCUCAGCAGAAUUAGCAGUGUCGAAAAAGGCCGCGGAGCAGGGGGCUCAAUCACCGUCUGGCCUACCAGCAAGGGAAACAUUAGACUCGAAAUUUUAAAGUACGGAGUACAUGACAAGAUCAUGGCAUAUCCCGCGACUGGGCUUGCGAUCAGCCGGGCGUUCGCUUCGGCACAGCAAUAG
This is a messenger RNA of Fusarium proliferatum ET1, 348 nucleotides long. RefSeq lists its product as uncharacterized. The record is from RefSeq and is a predicted model, not a curated record. The transcript has a single exon. Lineage: Eukaryota; Fungi; Ascomycota; Sordariomycetes; Hypocreales; Nectriaceae. The coding region runs from base 1 to 348 and encodes 115 amino acids.